Molecule: messenger RNA, 2590 nt
Organism: Prorocentrum cordatum
Lineage: Eukaryota; Dinophyceae; Prorocentrales; Prorocentraceae
Source: the annotation of a GenBank genome assembly
CACGACCCCGGAGAUCCCUCACCACACUCAGCCGCCCACAAAUCUCGAAGAAGAAAACAUAAUAGGCAUAGAUUGUCGGAGCGCCGCGAGGAUUUCUUGGAUCUGCGAUGGACCCUCUGGCGGCGCCGCCCCUGGCGCGCUCCGCGCGCCAGGGAGGGGGGGAGAGGGUUCGGCGUGCAGCGCCGAUUCAAGAAAUCCGCGCGGAGCUCCACAAGUUGAUGUUUAUAAUGUGUUCUCUUCUUUGAAAAUCCUGGAGUCCUAUUCGCGCUGGCCCCGUGCUGUCACCACAAGAACCUGCAAUACGAGACCUAUGCGGGCAGGGAUUGGUGGGAGAAGCAAGGGUUGAGCGACAGAGAGUUCGCUUUGGCGAAGCAGCUCAUCUUCCUGAGCAAGGUCCCCGGCCUGCACGACCAGAACGACCACACGUGCCGCCGCUGGAAGUUGCGCGCCAUCUGGACCGCAGCCGAGCUGAAGAGGCUGGGCCUGCUCGCGCGAAGAGCGGUCGAGGAGGGCCGCCUUCAGUGCCUGAGGUCACAGUCAUCCAGGCCCUCCAGAUGGGGUCCGAGCAGAUGAGGUCGAAGGAGCGCGCCGCAUCGCCGACGCAUCGGCGAUGCGGCUCGAUGUGGAGCCCGAUUUGAUCCACGCCGACGGCGCCGACGCAUCGCCGACGUCGCCGAUGCAUCGCCGAUACACUGGUGAUGCAUCGGCGAUGCAGCGCGAUCCUCAGACCCCGUCUGCUCGGACCCCACUUGGAAUGCCUCCAAGUCAGGGCACUGUUCCAUCCACACCCUCAUUGUGGAGUAUUGCCUGCCAUCCCUCACUCCCGACAACUUUCUGCUGCUGGCCUCGACGGAGCCCAUCGAGCUGGGGCCUGCUUUUCUCGAGACUCACCUCCUGCCAGCACUGGAAUCCGAUCCCGGAAGCUCUGGGGAAACAGCAGCAGAGGGAAAAGACGUGCAGCUGGACAGCGUUCAAGACGGUCUCGGGACGCUGAGCCUGACCACCAGGCGGCGAGAAACCGGCCUGCUUGUGAAGUUGGUGCCGAAGCCCGUGUACGCCGCGCAGGGAGAGCGAGUGAGCGAGUUCUUGCAGGAGAACCGUGAUUCGGUGUGUCCCAUGAUGGAAAGCUGUCACGCCUGCGACGCCGCCCUGGGCAUCCAGGUCGUGAUGAGCAAGACUGGGAAGAGGGAUGCGGCCACCGAUCACCGGAACAUGUUGAUAACAGCAGCACCGCGCUCCUCUUCGGAUCCAGACCCGCUGCCAGCGCUGUGCAACGCUCUGCUUCAGCAGCCUCUUCUGGCAUCCGCUUUCGACCAGUUCUACCCUUUUCGCGCCGUCUUCGACGUGCUCAAGGCCGAGAAGCUGUUCGAAUUGACGGCGGAGAAGCCGCUGGGAUGCGGAGAUAACGCUGCCUUCGAGCUGUGCGAGCUGUCCGAAGAUAGUCUUGAGCACUACGUGACCGAAGAGCUGCGAGCAGCGGUGAGACUGCACUUUGGGGACGUGUCGUCGCCAGAAGCCUGUUCGAAUAAUCCUUUUCUGCUCAAGGUCCACGUCUGCCCCCGAGGCAGCUUGCUAGCCAAAGUCAUAGACAUGGCCUCGGUGCUCCUGGAGAAGGUCGUGCUAGAAGUUCUAGGGCCAGAUAUUGCGUCCAAAGACUCAAUGGAAAAGGUGGCCCGCAUGGCUGCGGGCUCCAAUCAGAACACGCGCACGCUCUGCGUCGGCCUCUGGCGCGGCCACGGAGCGGUGUCCUGUGUGGGGAUCAGUCUUACGCGGGUAGCCGACGAAUUUGACCCGGCCCGGCUGGGCCCGGACAUGAGGCGAGCUUUGCCAGGGUCAACGAGCUUGGGCAAGUGCUGGCGGCACCGGCUGUACGAGCUCUCUCUGCGAGCCCACUCCAACCAGAUCGCCGAGGACGUGGAGCUCCUCGGGGAGUUUGAGAGGGUGCUCAGCCUGGACUCAGCCAGCAGCCCGGCAGUGGUUUUUCACCCUGGAACAGUGCUGGCGGCUGGCGAGACCGGCCAGUUUUUGGACUGCUUGCCUGGUCUCCCCACCUUCGCGCUCCACGGAGCCGACAUCCUGACCUCUCGGCCCGAGGAGUCAGCCGUUGCCCCGCUGGUGUUGCUGGAUCUCGGUCCGAGGGCGGGGUGGCAGAGGGCCGUAGACCUGUUGGUCGAGGCCUGCGUCACCUGGGGGCCCCGGCCAGAGCUCUUCAUCCUGCGCCUGACCGCGAGUGACUGCGGGAAGGCCGACCAAAGACGAGGGUACAAGGGGUGGCAGCAGUCCGUGACCAUCCGAGUGUUCAGCGCGCUGAGAGAGAGGAUCGGCACGGACCACAGCCUCUCCCUGCAGGUAAACCACUUGCUCUCGGACGAGGGCGCCGAGCGGACCCUGCUGUUGCGGCGGCGAGCUAAGACCGAGCUUCCGUGCCAAAGUUAGAACUCCGAGUGUUGCUCCAAUAUUCUGAAUAUGGUUUUAGGAUCGACCCGCGUAGCUUGCAGUCGUGGCUCUGGCACGUGAUCUCAGCUCUCUUGGCGCCGCUGCCGUCGACGCGCGCUCUUCAAAGUGCGGGACAGGCUCUGGUAAAGUGAAG